Rotaria sordida is the source of this 735-nucleotide messenger RNA. The record is from the annotation of a GenBank genome assembly. Lineage: Eukaryota; Metazoa; Rotifera; Eurotatoria; Philodinida; Philodinidae.
AUGAUUGAAACUUCUGUAAAUACAAAUUCGGUGCAUAUACCCAUGGUUCAGACUGGAUGUUUAAAAGCUGAAUUUGAUUCUACAUAUCCAAUUCAUCUAAAUGGAAUAAUUAGUCAAGAUGAAUUUCGAGAAUCAAUUCAUAGAAUUAAUCGUACAAUUGCUUCAAAUAGAAUUCUAAUAAUUCUUGGCAUUGGUUUUGGUUUGUUUUUAGUAGGUGGCAUGAUAUGCUUUAUUGUUGGUGGAGUAACAGCAGUCAAAUCUCAUAGAAAUGGAUUUCCUCCAUUAGUUGGUGUUGGAAUCGCCUUAAUCGCUUUGGGAAUGAUGAUUUUCACUAUUGGAUGUUGUAUCGUACAAUCACAAUAUACAAAACGAUUAAGACAAGCAAUUGCUGAAGAAUCAAUAAAAUAUUCUUCAAGAUCAACGACACCAUGUAGUUGGCGAUUAGAUACUUCGAUAACUUGGUUCGGAAGAUAUGGAUAUCACAACAACAGGAGAGUAGUUUAUCAUUUAGUGAUUGAUAUUGGUCGUUCCAUUACUCUAGCCAUGGAAAAUGCAGUGUAUUCUUCAAGUCAAAAGGCUUCUGAGUCAACACCGAUUUUUUCAAGACAAGAUAAUUAUGUUCCUCCACCAUAUUCGAAUCAGUCUUCAGGAUUUUGUUCUCAAUGUGGAACACCACGGCAAGAUCUUACAGCUAAAUUUUGUUCAUCUUGUGGAAAGUUAUUUCAUCAAUAUUAA